This is a messenger RNA of Babesia bovis T2Bo, 2872 nucleotides long. RefSeq names its product Beta-Casp domain family protein. The coding region runs from base 21 to 2852 and encodes 943 amino acids. The record is from RefSeq and is a predicted model, not a curated record. Gene Ontology annotation, biological process: mRNA 3'-end processing by stem-loop binding and cleavage. Lineage: Eukaryota; Apicomplexa; Aconoidasida; Piroplasmida; Babesiidae. Gene Ontology annotation, cellular component: mRNA cleavage and polyadenylation specificity factor complex. Gene Ontology annotation, molecular function: RNA binding. The transcript has 3 exons.
UCGAUGAUUAAUAUUUGGUAAUGGCUUCCUUGAUAGCCAAGCCGAUAAUAUUCGGCUCACUUUUGGCUACGAAGGUCACAUUGCGUGUACCUUUAAGUUAUUUUGACAGUGAUGGCUAUCAUAGCUGUCAAAGUGACACAUCGCAGUCGCCUACUGAUGUAGGCGAUGUUCAUGAUGGCGCUUCAAUAUAUGAACACCGCCCUUCAAAUCGCAAAGUCCCUGUAAAGUCAGGGCACGACCAUUAUACAGACAGUGAUAAAGAUGCCAUGAGCAUCGAUGAUACAUCACAGGAGCAUUGCAAUAUCAACAUCCUAGUUAACUGUGGUUGGAGUUUAGAUUUCGAGCCUGAGAGCAUUGAUCUCUUGAAGCAAUGUUGUAGUGAUGUUGACGUUAUAAUUUUGACUGAUGGAGAUUUUGGCCAUGUCGGUGCUUUACCUGUUAUUUAUUCAUGGCUCCACGUGGUGCGCGAUGGUCUUGGCUUACCAUCUAUACUCUGUACUGAGGGAUGCUACAAGUUUGCUCGAGCAUGUUUAGUUGAUGUUCUGGACAACGCCACGCUUUCUUACAAGUUUGAGGGUUACAAUUUCUCAGAUUUGGAUUUAUUUUACAGUGGUUGUGUCACGUUACGUUAUAGGGAGAGUUUUCCAUUUGUUAAGUCUGGUGAAGGUUGGCGCAUUCAUAUAUCACUGUUACCAUUGAACAAUGGCGUAUCCAUUGGUGGUGCUGUAUGGCGUUUGGAAUUAGGCACUCGUACUAUAGUAUGUGCGCCUACAUAUCGUGUUGAAUCCGUAUGGUUCCUUAACGGUUGUGAGUUUGACGGUAUACGGAACGCUGAUGUUGUUGUUACUUACGAUCAACCUCGACUACCACCAGAACCUGUCAAUCCAUACGUUACAGAAUGCAAUAGCAUGUCUUCUAUACUAUCUGUUAUUGGCGGUACAUUACGAUCGCACGGUUCUGUUUUAAUCCCAUUGGAUGUUGGUUCCCAAUUGAUUGACCUUUUAUUUCACCUCAAUGCUGUGUGGUCGAAUAGUGAUCUUCAACAGUAUCCUAUUGUCUUGGUAUCUCCUAUUGCUGUCAAGUUAAUCCUACUAUUUGGCACAUGUUUGGAAUACAUGCGUACAACUAUUUGUCACAAUUUCUUACGUACUCUUUGGAAUCCCAUAUCUAGCAUGAAGUUUAUUCAUGCGGUAUCUCGUCUGGAUGAACUCCGUCGAUUUGCCAAUAGACCUUGUGUAUUUAUAUCUACUUGCAGCAGUUUGGAUUUUGGUCUAUCGAGUUACCUCUUUGCUGCAUUAUCUUGUUACAAGAAGAACAGUAUUAUAUUUACUAAUCUCUCUUCUGGUAUAUCCAGUGUUUUGGGUCGUUACCAUGACUUUAUUCGUGCUGGAGAUAUCGAUGAGUUACAUUACGACUUUGAAUUUAAACUUAACCUCGAACCCACUGAGGGGGACGCUGAAGAGACUGAUACUGUGGAUAAUACUGAUACCCAAGAGCAGGUGACUACCGCGGGUCACACAGACGUCAUUAUGGACACUUUUGACGGGGAGUUGGCUACCGACUUUUUGUUUAAAGGCCAUCGCAAUUUUAUUGUCCAGGGUGGUGUAGCUACUUACACCACACCGACUGUAGUUCGUGAUGACUUGGAGAAGCAUGAAAAGGAUUUGGACGUUGAUUUGGACUACGGGAUACCUUAUACUAACUUAUCGCGUGCUGACCUUGAUCAGCAUAUUAUGGACCCUGGAUUUCCACCGGUUUUAGAUGAUCCUUUAUUUGGUGAUACCGAGGCUCGUCAACCGGAACCGGUAGAGAAUCCUUUCAACACAUACUACACGCAUCACCUUGAGAACAUUAGUGUCGGCAAUUUGUUUGGGACUGUCGAGAUCCCUGCUAUGGAUGACGGAUCGAGGCCCACUGCUGUUUGCAAGCGUUUAGAUUUGGUGAUUCGCAGUGGUUUAUAUCUAACUCAUUACUUUAGUCAACAUCGUCCAAGUUGUGAAGCCGUCAGUUUGUUUAAGGAGUGCGUACCCCGUACUAUUGCGAUGCUACCUGGCCUUGGUGAUUCCAAUACCUUAUCAGUUACAACACAGUUAAUUCGUGAAACAGUUCCGGGAUGUGUUAUCUAUGGGCUGGCCUCAUUGGAGUCUGGCAUGGCGGAAAAACAGGAUACCUCUAGUGUUUGCAUUCCGUUAGACCUUCGUGAAUCGUUUUUAUCUCGUUCACUUAAAUUAUUCACGGAAACGCAUGGUAAAUGGCAGCUUCAUCAGGGCGAUGCAGGUUCAUUGGCUGUGGACCAAUCAGCUGGAUCCACAAUGAAUCGUGUUAUGUCUGUUAUGCGUUCCGUUUCUGUUUGGAAGCGUUUAUACAACCCGGUAUCUACAUUCCAGGCUAUUGUUCGGUUAGUUGCUGAACCCUUAGAUAACUCUGGUACUGGUAACCAGGAGAUAAGGAGUACUACCUUUUGGACUGAGCGUGCUUCAGGUACACCGGGUAUAUCGCUGUUAAUACCUGGAGAUGACGUUAGUGACAUGGAUGAUGAUCCUGGAGCUGAUGAAGUUACUGUGAAAACAACAUCUCUGCGUGACACAGAGUUAUUACACUCUAGUGACCGCAGUUUGUACGUUGGUACCGUAUCCAUGCCUACAUUACUGGGUUACGUUGAACAGUGCUUACCGGACAACUGUGGCAUCGAGGGCGGUGUUUUGAGUGUGACUGACCGUUGUUUGGUAUCUCGUGAUACAGUUCGUCACGGUAUGCAUCGUUGGAGUGUGCGCGGUACUUUGGAUCCUUCCUUUUACUUUUCUCGGAAGAUGCUCCGCUGUUUACACAAUCGUUUAGAGCCUUUGUACUGAUAUGCUUUAAUUGUGUUAGU